UUCUAAUCCAUUGCUUUAACCAUUUUAUAACAAAAAGUCAUGUUUUUUUCAUACACUUUCAAGGCAAUAGUUUCAAGCUCCGGAGUUCUCAUCCAUGGCGCCACACCUCGCGGGAAGCCCAUCUCUCUCCUCUUCUUCCGUUGCUCGUCUCCCUCUCCGUUCUCAAGGAACCAUAGCAGCUUCAGCAAGCCAUCAUUGCAGCGUCGCAACUCAGGAUCGUCGCGCGGCCAUUGAAGGGAGCGGUAUUCGUUACUCGGUGACGACGAGGCAGGGACGGACUGUCCCUAUACUCAAGGAUUGCUCUCUCAGUGUGCCAACCGGGCAGCUGUGGAUGCUUCUCGGGCCUAAUGGUUGUGGCAAGUCCACCCUUCUCAAGGUCUUGGCAGGCCUCCUCAACCCUACUCAUGGAAUUGUACGUGUUAACAAGCCUAAGAGUUUUGUAUUCCAGAAUCCAGAUCACCAGGUGGUAAUGCCCACAGUUGAAGCUGAUGUUGCAUUUGGACUUGGCAAAUUCAAUCUUUCAUCUGAUGCAGUUAGAUCAGGAGUAUCAAAGGCAUUAGAUGCUGUUGGAAUGUUGAAGUACUCACAGAGACCAAUCCAAACUCUGAGUGGGGGUCAAAAACAAAGGGUUGCUAUUGCAGGUGCUUUAGCAGAAGCCUGCAAAGUGCUGUUGUUGGAUGAACUAACAACUUUUUUGGAUGAACAUGAUCAGCUAGGAGUCAUAAAAGCAGUCAAGAACUGUGUGUCUAGUCCUGGUGAAGUUUCGGCUUUAUGGGUCACACAUCGCUUGGAAGAACUCAAGUAUGCAGAUGGUGUUAUUUAUAUGGAAGACGGUCGAAUUGUCAUGCAUGGAGACGUGUCUGCUGCUGUUUCCUUUCUAAAAGAGAAGCAAGCACGUUACCUCAAUCACCUUGAUCUAUAGAUGAAAUUUUCUACUUUUACUUUAUAUGUAUCUAUUUCAAACUUAGUUUCAUGCUUGCAGUUCAGGCAAUCCAAAGUCCCUGAAUUUUGUAUUAUCUUUUGCUCAUCAUUCUAUACAGACAUUAACAGAAACUUGCUCUGAUGAUGUAUAUGCAAAAGAUAGGACCAAGUGUUCUUGGAAUGUUCAAAAAGGGGAAUGCUGAUUUGUGAAUGAUGAGGAGUUACUGAGAUUCCAUUUU
Dioscorea cayenensis subsp. rotundata (Guinea yam) is the source of this 1160-nucleotide messenger RNA. Its product is annotated as ABC transporter I family member 10. The record is from RefSeq and is a predicted model, not a curated record. The transcript has 6 exons. Gene Ontology annotation, molecular function: ATP binding; ATP hydrolysis activity. Gene Ontology annotation, biological process: transmembrane transport. Gene Ontology annotation, cellular component: chloroplast envelope; membrane. NCBI's taxonomy places the organism in Eukaryota, Viridiplantae, Streptophyta, Magnoliopsida, Dioscoreales, Dioscoreaceae. The coding region runs from base 95 to 922 and encodes 275 amino acids.